This is a messenger RNA of Pedinophyceae sp. YPF-701, 3684 nucleotides long. The record is from the annotation of a GenBank genome assembly. NCBI's taxonomy places the organism in Eukaryota, Viridiplantae, Chlorophyta, Pedinophyceae.
AUGUCGGGGUCAAUUCAGCAGCUGCUCGACAAGCUGAAGUCUUCGGACAAAGACAUUAGAUACAUGGCGGCCAGCGACCUUUUAGGGGAGCUGCAGUCGGUGUCCACCGUCGUCGCGCCGGCCCUGCAGGACCGGCUCACGGCCGCCUUCCUCGAGCUGCUCGUGGACCAAGCGGGCGACGUCGCGUCGCUUGCUGUGCGCUGUUUGCCGCCCCUGCUCCCUGCCGUCGGCGAGGCGCACGUGGCCCAGAUCCUGGACUCCCUCACGACAGGACUUCGCAGCACCUCCGGAAUGGAAUCCCAGCUGCGCGACAACUCCGCGAUGGCGCUCAAGUCCAUCGCCACGCACCUGCACGCGGGCAACGCCGUGUCCGUCCGCGCAGCUCAAAUUCUCACUCCGCGGCUGCUGGAGGCGGCCGCGGCGCCCGCCGCGGCGCAGGACACGGCCGCGGAGGCCCUCACGAUCCUCGCGGAGGUCCUCGACCGCCUCGGCCACACCGUCCGCGACGCCCACGCCGACACCAUGACCCAUUUACUCCCCCUCCUGGAGUCCCCCCGGGAGACCAUCCGGCGGCGCGCGGCCGCGAGCGUGGCCGCGCUCGCGCCGCACAUGACCGACGCGCACCUCGAGGAAACCGUCCAGGUGUACACCGCGAAGCUCCAGGCCGGCGUUUGCGCCGCCACCUUCUGCCAGGGCCUGGCCGGCAUCGUGCGGUCCGUGCGGCGGCGGUUCGCGCCGUUCCUGGGCGCCACCGUGCCGCUCGCGGUCGACACGUGCAACGGCGCGAGCGAGGAGGACUCCGAGCUCCGGGAGAACUGCUUGCUGGUGCUGGAGAUGUGUCUACAGGAGUGUGGGCCGGACGCGAGCGCGCACGUGCAGGCCGCGUGCAACCUCGCCGUGAAGCAGCUCUCGUUCGACCCGCACUACAGCUACAGCGACAGCGACGAGGAGGAGGAGGCGGGCUCUGAGGACGACUACGAGGAGGAGGAGGAGGUCAGCGACGACGACGACACCUCGUGGAAGGUCCGGCGCGCAGCCACGCGCGUCCUCAUGGCCGCCACCGCCGCGCACCCCUCCCAGCUCGAGUGGCUGGUGGACCGCUGCCUCCCCGUGCUGGUCGGGCGGACCCGGGAACGCGAGGAGUCCAUCCGCGUCGACGUCCUCCAGACCGCGCAGCUCGUGGUGAAGCAGGUCGGCGCCGUCCGGCAGCAGUGGCGGCAGUCCGGCCUCGUGGGGGAGGCGCGCGCGGCGACGCUGUUGCGGGACCAGCUGCCGGCGCUGCUGCAGGCGUGCCUGAAGCAGCUGCGCUCGCGGAGCCACAAGUCGCGGCAGGGCGCGGUGCGGGUCGUGCGGACCGUCGUCGACGCGAUCCCCGAAGCGCUGUCGCCGUGCAUUCGCGAGGCGAUGCCCGCGGUGGCGUACGUCCUGGCGGACCAGUCGACAGCCGCGCCGCUGCGGCUCGAGGCGCUCACGCUGCUCAGCGCAGUCCGGCAGACGCACCCGGCGUCCGACGUGGCGCCGUUCGUCGGCGAGUUCGCGCCUCUGGUCGCGGCAAACAUCACCGGGCAGUACUUCAAAGUCUCUGCGGAGGCGCUGCGGUGCGUGCCGCUGCUGAUCAGCGCGCUGCGGCCGGCCGGCGACGCCGCGCAGGAGGCCCCGCUCGACGCGCCGACGCUCACGGCGGUGCAGCCGAUGAUCGACGCGACAGUGGAGCAGGUGCGCUCACAGGAUCAGGACCAGGAGGUGCGCGCGGCGGCGAUCGCGGCGCUCGCGGACAUCCUCUCGUGCGCGGGCGACGCGAUGGCGGCGCCGCUGACGUCGACGGCGCUCUCGCUGCUGCUCGACCGCCUCAACAACGAGUCCACGCGGCUCCGCGCCGUUCAAGCGUUUGCGACCAUCGCGCGGUCCAAGGUGUGCCCGGACCUGGGCGGGCUGUCGUCGACCGCGGUCGAGACGGUCGCGGGGUUCCUGCGGAAGAGCUCGCGCGCGCUGCGCGGGGCGUCGCUGGCCGCGCUGGAGGCGCUCGUGCUACAGGACAAGGCCGGGGCGAUUCCGGGGGCGGCGCUGGCGGCGGCGGCCGGGGACGUGGCGUCGAUUCUGGAGUCGGACGAUAUGCAGCUCGUGGUGCCGGCGCUGCGGGCGAUGGUGGCGAUGCUGCGCGCGCGCCCGGGGGAGUGCAGCGACACGGCCUCCGGGCUGAUGGUGCCGCCCGCGCUGAAGCUGCUGGGGAGCCCGAUGCUCUCGGAGCACGGCGUGGCCGCGCUGCAGGACCUCUUCCGGGAGAUGGUGGCGGCGGGGGCCGUCGCGGCGGCGGACGCGCUGGCGAGGCUCUCCGAGGCGGGCGCGACGCUCGAGGCGCGCGGGUCGCAGCUCGCGGUCGCGAAGUGCAUGGCUGCGGUCGCGCUCGCCAGCGGGCCGGACAGCGCGGCGCAGGCCGCGCAGCAAAUGGCCGCCGCGGACCUGUCAGCGCAGGGCCGCCACGCAGUGCACCUGUUGGCGGUUGGCGAGAUCGCCCGGCGCGCCUCGAUCCCCGGCGUGGAGCCGUUCGUGCUCACGGGCCUCGGCAACGAGUCCAGCUCCGUCAAGGCGGCCGCCAGCGUCGCGCUCGGCGCCCUGGCCUCCGGGGACCUCCACAAAUACCUCCCGCUCAUCAUCAAACGCAUGUCGAGCGAGCAGAAACACCGCUACCUCCUCCUCCACGCCCUCCUCGAAGUCAUCCGCUCCAUGGCCGCGCCCGGCGCGAACGCGCCCGCCGGGGCCGCCUCCACGGUCAUGGGCGCGCUGCAGUCGAUCAUCGAAGCGACGGUGGGCGAGGAAGGGAUUCGGAAUGUGGUGUCCGAGUGCCUGGGCUCGCUCGCGCAGCUCGCGCCGCGCGAGGUCGUGCCGUGGCUGUCGUCGCUGCUGCAGUCCCCCAAGGCCGAGCUGCGGGCUGCGUCGCUUUCGGCGCUGCGGCACGUCAUCAUCGAACGCCGACGCAGCUCCGCGGUCGACCUCCCGCCGCUCCUCGCGACGUUCCUGGAGGCCACCUCCGACGACGACCUCAACGUCCAGCGCGCCUCGCUGCAACUCGCGGCCGCUGCACUGCACCACGUGCCUGCGCUGGUGACCGACCUGCUGCCCAGCAUCGUCCCGCGCGUGCUCGCGUGCACGCGGCUCCGCAAGGAGCUCCUCAAGGUCGUCGAGCUCGGCCCGUUCAAGGUCACCGUCGACCGCGGCGCCGAAGUUCGCAAGGCGGCGCUUGAAUGCUGUUCUCUCUUCAUCGACAGAUUCCCGGCACAGCUGGACGGUCCGGCGCUGAUCGAGGCGCUCGUGCACGCGGUGGAGUACAAGAAGUCGCUCGGCACCGCGUCGUUCGACGUCGUCGCGCCGGCGCUGCUCGCUCUGAGCAAGCUCGUGUCCGCGGCGCCGGCGAUCGCGGUGGGCGGCCUGGACGCGGUGGUCGAGGUGCUGGACGACAACUUGUCGGAGAAGCCGAAGACGGACGCGGUGAAGCACGAGGAGGACAGGUUCGAGGACAUGCACCGCGGGUGCCUGCGGCUGCUGCUGGCGCUGUCGGCGCUGGAGGGCGCGCAGCGGCACGACGGGCUGCGGAAGCUGCUGGAGUCGGUGCAGGCGGACGCGCGGCUGGCGUCGCGGCUCGAGGAGGCGCGUGCGGACCGCCUGGGGUCGCUGCAGGGCCUGUGA